GCGGUUUUGUGAUCUCACUCGUGGGCUGGAUUGCUAGAGUGGGAUUUCUAGUCUUUCGGAGCGCAGUAUAUUUUUGCUUGUCUAUCUUUGGAUCUGUGUGCGUUUAACAGUAAUUAAGACAGAUUUGCUGAAUCGUUAAAUGAAGAUAUUUCAGACUGGAUCUUUACAUCUGUAUACUGUCUCCAAUUGGAAUAAAUAAUUGAGGAAUGUGGAAAUUACAGAAUGCCCAACAGCGUUGGAAAGAGAUUUAAACCCACCAAAUACAUCCCGGUAUCUACUGCUGCCACUUUUCUUGUAGGAUCCACCACCUUAUUCUUCGUUUUUACGUGCCCCUGGCUGACCAACACGAUCUCCCCCGCCGUGCCUUUCUACAAUGGCGUCGUCUUCCUCUUUGUGCUGGCCAACUUCAGCAUGGCUACCUUCAUGGACCCUGGAGUCUUCCCCAAAGCGGAUGAGGAUGAGGACAAGGACGAUGAUUUCCGGGCACCUCUCUACAAGAAUGUAGAGAUCAAAGGAAUUCAGGUCCGGAUGAAAUGGUGUGCUACCUGUCACUUCUACAGACCGCCCCGCUGCUCUCACUGCAGUGUGUGUGACAACUGUGUGGAGGACUUUGACCACCACUGCCCCUGGGUGAACAACUGUAUCGGACGCAGGAACUACCGUUACUUCUUUCUGUUCCUGCUGUCGCUAAGCAUCCACAUGGUGGGCGUGUUCUCCUUCGGCCUGCUGUUCGUGCUGCACCACAUGGAGCAGCUGGGCACGCUGCACACCACCGUCACUCUAGUGGUGAUGUGUAUAGCAGGGCUCUUCUUCAUUCCAGUCAUGGGCCUGACAGGCUUCCAUAUGGUCCUUGUCGCCAGAGGUCGCACCACUAACGAACAGGUGACGGGCAAGUUCCGUGGAGGAGUAAAUCCCUUCACGCGUGGUUGCUGUGGCAACAUCAAGUAUGUCCUGUGUGCUCCCCUGGCGCCCAGGUACAAUGGUGUAGACCCCAGGAAGAAGCCCCCUGUCUCUAUCCAGCCCCCCUUCAUCAGACCAGACCUCUCUGACAGACAGAUCAGCAUCAAGGUCAGCAACAACGGGAUCCACACCAGUAUCCUCCAGUCUAAAUCCAAGAUCAGUCUGGAUGGCCUGGCCGUGGAUGACAAAGGCCUAGACACCCAGCCUCCUCUACCUCCCAAAGCAGACCGUUACAACCAGCUGAAGAGCCAGCUGACGUCCGGCGAAGAUAGUUCCCUGUCCGGCAAGACCCAUCCCUCCACCCCGGCCAUGUACAAGUACCGGCCCUCGUUCGGCACCAUCCCUAAAGUCCAUUACCAUGCGGCAGGAGAGAAGAUUGUAAUGCCAGAUGACCACCGUAAGGCGUCAGCCAUCUUGGAGGAGGGCCGUUGCCAUGUCGACUACCGCUCAGAGCCCAACCUGGACCUGCCUGACUAUCGCAACGCCCCUCUCCACCGCUCCUUCCAGUCCUCCCCACUGCAACUGGACUCCUACCCCAUCAACUCCAGCUCCCUCAGCCUGAAGCAGGCCCACCAGCGCAGGGACAAGGGCCAGCUGCCUGUCCUCCAGCCUGAGACAGUCACCUCCACCCCCUACAAGAGCGUCUUCUCCCCACUGUCCAACCGCAACAGCAGCCUCUCCUACGACAGCCUGCUCAACCCCAGCAUUUCCCCAGCCACCGCAGCCGAGUGCAUGGCCCACCCCGGCAUGCCCUCUAUGGGCUCGCACUCACCCUACCUGCCAACCAAAAUGUGCCACGUGCGGCGGCCUGAACCUCAGAUCCAGAGGCAGCAGGUCCCCCCCAGCUUCAGCCCGGUGUUGGGCUCCAGGGGGAUGGGGAUGAGCAGGGGCAGGCAGUCCCCCCAGGACCGGGAUCUGUCCCCAGUGUUGGGCUCCAGGGGUAUGGGGAUGAGCAAGGGCAGGCAGUCCCCCCAGGACCGGGAUCUGUCUCCGGCGUUGGGCUCCAGGGGGAUGGGGAUGAGCAAGGGCAGGCAGUCCCCCCAGGACCGGGAUCUGUCCCCGGCGUUGGGCUCCAGGGGGAUGGGGAUGAGCAGGGGCAGGCAGUCCCCCCAGGACCGGGACCUGUCCCCGGUGCGCUACGACAACCUUUCCAAAACCAUCAUGGCCUCCAUCCAGGAGCGUAAGGAGAUGGAGGAGAGGGAGAAGCUGCAGCUGCUGCACCAUGGGGGGUGCUCCCAGGCUCAGUCCUAUGCCCAGGCUCAGGACUCAGGCAUGUUCGACAGCUCUGGAGGGUACGGCCUGCCUCCCAGCGCCUGCUACCCGGAUAGUCCCCGGGACCCUAGCUCCAGAGGCCCCACGCCUCCAGCCUACGGAGGCUCUAGGGACAACGUGAUGGGGGUGGUGAGCUACGGGCCUCGGACCCCCGUGCUGCGCUCCUCUGGUGGCUCCUCUCUGGCAAGUGCCCCCAGGACUUCCUCCAGCUCCCUGCACACUGACAGCAGCAUGCAGGGAGGCAGGGUCCCUGAGCCCCCCUGCCGCUCCCCGCCCCACCACUCCCCUGCCAUGCCCCAAUCCCCCUCCUACACCCACAAGAAACUCUCCUUCAUCCACGCCCUGGAGAGAACAGACUCAUCCCGCCUGGGUGGCCCAAGAGAGGCCAUGAUGCAAAGUAAAGUGAAUGGGCAAACAGACUGCCAUCUAGGGCCCAACCGCUCCAGUGCCCAGGGCACCACUCUCAGCCCUAGCCGCCACAGUAAUGUCAAAAAGGUGACUGGGGUGGGUGGCACAACCUAUGAGAUAUCUGUGUGAAAGGGCUGGGGCCCAGGGCGCCAAACCUUGAGGGAAGAGGCAGCAUUCUCAUGGCCUCCACAUCCAAUGACAACAACAACUGUGCUACACAGAGAGGGUUCUCUUCUUCCUUUGAUCUUUUUUUUAUUCGAUAUUGACCAAUCAGGGACGCAUAGCAUGUCCUACUUGGGAAUUAUUGGCGGACCUCUUUCCGGGCCUAGCCCUUGGUCUCUGUGUCUGUACUGGAGGAGUGCACCGUGAUAAGUGUGUGUUUGAUGUGAAAAGAGAAACUUCAACCUAAAGAGGGCUGAUGUUCUUACUGAGUGUUUUGUUGAAUUUUGUGGCUUGUUGCGUUGGUCAUCAGUGGACAGUCUGAAUGAGAUCUUACAUUUGUCGUUUACAGCAUCUCAGUUGCGGUCUAGGUGCUGUUCUGUAUGAUCACACUCACUAACUACCCACCCAGGCCACGAGAGGUUAACACACAGACACCCCUUACACAUACAGAUGAUGCCACAUGUCUGUUCAGUCACAUUCUCUGAAAUAGCAAUGGUAUGGCGAGCCACCUCUAACCCAAUAAGUCAUGCAUACAGCACCAAUCCAUUUGAUUCAAGCACACAGUAACAGUCCAUUAGAUUCAAGCAUACAGCAUCACUCCAUUGGAUUCAAGCAUACAGCAUCACUCCAUUGGAUUCAAGCAUACAGCAUCACUCCAUUGGAUUCAAGCAUACAGCAUCACUCCAUUGGAUUCAAGCAUACAGCAUCACUCCAUUGGAUUCAAGCAUACAGCGUCCCUCCAUUGGAUUCAAGCAUACAGCGUCCCUCCAUUUGAUUCAAGCAUACAACAUCACUCCAUUUGAUUCAAGCAUACAGCGUCCCUCCAUUUGAUUCAAGCAUACAGCGUCAAUCCAUUGGAUUCAAGCAUACACAUACCUCUUAUGAAUUCAAGGUGCUUUCAAGGUGCUGACCGUGUCUGUCUUGUCCAUCAACAACAUGUUGGCCAUUACUGAGCAGCACAGAGAAAAGAUCACAACGCACCAGUCAUUGUUAGAUCAAUGCAAUCUUUAAUACAGUUCUAAUACCGUCACAAGAUGGGCUGAAUGGAUAUCAAACUGUUAAAUGGCAAUACAACAGGUCUUGAAUUUCUCCAACUCUCCAUUUAUCCUCUGAGUUUUGAGGUGGUGUUUUAGGGCUUACAGUACAGGAGCAUAUUCAUCUCAACUCUAUCUGAGCUCCCGUAUUUAUUUCCCUUUAUAAACUGGGGGGUCGAGCCCUGAAUGCUGAUUGGCUGAAAGUCGUAGUAUAUCACACCCAAUAGCACAGGUAUGACAAAACAUUUAUUUUUACUGUUCUAAUUACGUUGAUAGCCAGUUUAUAAUAGCAAAAAGACACCUCGGGUUUGUGGUAUACGGCCAAUAUACCACGGCUAAGGGCUGUAUCCAGGCGCUCCGCGUUGUGAGCAUGAACAGCCCUUAGCCAUGGUAUAUUGGCCAUAUACCACAUCCCCUCGUGCCUUAUUGCUUAAGUAUACCAUAAGCUACAUCCUAUCUACUGAUUUCAAUGUCAUGUUAGUGACCCCCGACACAGACCAGUGCUAAGAAGAUACACAAAAGCCUCUGCUACUGAGUGUCACAGAGGUGGCUGUUAUCUGUGAUCUAUCCUGAAUACCCCAACAAAACGGUCCUCCCCAUAUUCAGGACAAUUCCCACCAGCUAGCCAGUCAGCCAUGCACCGCCAAAACAUCUGAAAGGCAAUUUAUUACUUUUGUGACUUAGUAUUUUUAGUAAAAUAGGUCUACCCAUAAUAAGUUAUGUUAAAGCCAUGUAUAAUUGUUUUGAUAUGAUUCAUAUCAAGAGUGGAAAAAGUCUUCACCUGUGUUACAACAUGAAAACCUGUCACCCAUUGUUAUUUAGUCGUUUUUUUAUAGAUUUAUUUUUAUUAUUUACAACCUUUCGAAAAUGUUUGAUACAUCUUGCUUUUUAUACAGAUACUCAAGCUUGGAAUGGAUGUUUGCAUUUUGAGUGGAUUUUGUUGAUAAUUUAUAACCUAAGUGAAUUAAUGAAUAAGUACCAUAACCGAUAUAGGGAAGGGGGUAUGCUAGUUUGUUGUAUGCUACAGUGUAAAAAAUGUUAUUGAUUAAACUGUGAUGAAGCAAUGUAAAGUUAUAUUUAGCGGAUGUCAUUUUAAAAAGUUGGGAUAAAAAGUACCAAAGGUGGCUACUAACCCUGAUCCUGUUUAAAGCUCUGGAUACUCCUGAAAUCCAUCCACUUUCAGCAGCUGUCUGGCACAGCAAACUUUAAUUCAUUACAAGACAUGAGGAAAGUCAAAGAUAAAACUAUGGGACUGUUGUUUUUUUGUUGUUCACUAAUGAAAAGAAGAUAUAGUUUGAUCGGUACAUCUAUUUUUUUUUUCUUAAAAGAAACACUGAUUAAAUGUAGCUUGAAAGUUUCCCUCUGUUUUGUAACUUUUCUUGUUUGUAAAAGGCUCUGAACAUUUGAGGUGAGAAAUGUCACCUGGUCAUUUGCACGUUCUAAGCGUUGAAGACAGAAUUUACAUGGAUGUAAAGGACCCUAUUUGUUUGCAACUACACACUGCAUCCAUUAAAUGACCAUUGUGGCCUUUUCAAGAGAACAAUGAUGUUUACUGCACAAAGAAAUCUGAUAUGACGGGUAACCAGGUUGCACUGUGGGACCUCCACCUAUGAAAUGCCACCAAUAAUUCUAAUCAUGCUUAUAGCUGAAUGGUCCCACUUAUGGAUAGUAGACACUUUUUUUUACUUAUUGUACCUAUUCAUUGUGAUACUCACUUUAACUGAAAGUACCAUAAUUGUAGAUAUCGUAUAAUAGAUGUAUAUAUUGGGAACAUAUACAUUUAUCAGAGUACACAGAAAGAUGUGACCCUCACAUUGGAGAUUGUAGAGAAGAGAAUACCCCUUGCCAUGUAUUGUUUUUUUAGCCUGUUAUUUGUGGCACAUACCAUUCCAUUUCUCCAUCUUAUCGGUUCAAUUGCAGACCAUAAGCUUAAAAUAUGACAACACACAUUGAUAACUGGUCCAACCCCAUAGCAGACCCUAAUUGUAUUAUAUUAAACAUGGCAAAGGGAGCUAGUUAGGUUAAUAUGCCAUACUAUUUUCAGCUGAAUGUACAGUAUUGGGUCACUUGUCUCAUAUUUAACUCAAAUUCACCUGUGUUCCUUGCAGGUGACCGACCCAACAUUGUUGAUACAUACUUGAAUCUUCCCCUUCAAGCACAGAUACACAUAUGACAAAAGUGAUUGUUGUUAUUCUUCCUUUAGAUUACUGCCACUUUUGUUUUUUGCUGUCUGAUGGAUAUUUAACCAAGGGCUCGAUUCAAUCCGUAACACUGAAGUUUGAUUCGAGUCCCAAGUCACCUCACCUGAACAAUAUGAACUAUUGCAGAAUACCUGUUGCUGUGUCUUGCUUAUCAUAAUCAGAUGUAGUAUUUUGUAACAUUUGUUAUAUGAAUAGAAAAAUAAAUGUAGACAGUGUAUUGGAAA
This is a messenger RNA of Salmo salar (Atlantic salmon), 6261 nucleotides long. RefSeq names its product palmitoyltransferase ZDHHC8B. Gene Ontology annotation, molecular function: palmitoyltransferase activity. Gene Ontology annotation, biological process: protein palmitoylation. NCBI's taxonomy places the organism in Eukaryota, Metazoa, Chordata, Actinopteri, Salmoniformes, Salmonidae. The record is from RefSeq and is a predicted model, not a curated record.